This is a messenger RNA of Anarrhichthys ocellatus (wolf-eel), 1648 nucleotides long. It is a transcript of the gene phlda3, whose product is annotated as pleckstrin homology-like domain, family A, member 3. The record is from RefSeq and is a predicted model, not a curated record. Gene Ontology annotation, biological process: positive regulation of apoptotic process. Gene Ontology annotation, molecular function: phosphatidylinositol phosphate binding. Lineage: Eukaryota; Metazoa; Chordata; Actinopteri; Perciformes; Anarhichadidae. The transcript is spliced from 2 exons. Bases 225 to 650 code for a protein of 141 amino acids.
ACCAACCUCUACAGACUGUUUUCAUUGUGCAUGGAUUGCAAUUAUAAACGCCGACUAUAUGAGCUUUGUUCUAUUGGCUGUUAUUAUUAAUGACAUAGCUCAACCCGAUAUGCUUUCUUGAGUUGACACUUGGCGCCGCACAGUAACACAUGAGAUGUGUGUUUAAUGGAUACAUCUUGGGAUCACUGCUGAAGACUUUCUAAAUUCCCGGCUUUUGUGUGGCCAUGUCUUUCCCGGCCAAAGUGAUGAGAGACGGGCUGCUGGAGAAGCGCAGCAGCGGGCUCCUCCAGCUGUGGAAGAAGAAGCGCUGCGUGCUUACCGAGGAAGGGCUGCGCCUGCAUAACUGCAAAGGCGGCGGCGGAGGUGAUGCUCCGAGCUCAGCUUGGAGCUCCAAAGCCAAGGAGCUCCGUUUUGAGCGCAUUGACACCGUGGAUUGCGUGGAGUACAAGCGAGGGCUGGUGUAUUUCACCGUGGUCAUGGCUACGGGUAAGGAGAUUGACUUUCGGUGUCCGCAGGACGGCACUGCGUGGAACGCGGAGAUUGCUUUGGCACUGGUGCGCUAUAAGAACCUGCAGGCUGUGCAAACGGGACGGAACAGGCACCUGUCCGCAGCACACCUGGGCAGCACUGGGGAGGAUGAGGAGCUCUGACCUGGUGAAGGCUUUCUACUUUUUGGGAGUGAACCAAUCAGAGUGGGGAAGGGUGGAGGACGUCGGGGCCAUCGGCUUGAUUCUGUCGCACAGAGCAUGAUGGGAUGUACAGAACGGCCAUCAGUAUGGAUUAAAAGGCCGUGAACAAGUGUCACAGACACUCUUCCUGUCUUCCUUCAUGAGCUUACUCACACUGUUACACAAAGCCUAGGAAUCUGAUGCGUAAGCAGCAUGGAAAAAAGUAUUUUUCUGAGGUCAUUUUGGAGGCCGCUGUGUAAGGAAAUAAACAUAGCGUUUAUUUAUUAUUGCGUUUAUGAAAGAGACAAUGGAGGCUGGACACUGUUUAACCCUUGUGCCUGGAGGUUCGAAAAAUAUCUUCCAUUUUUCUCCAACGUUUUCUAACAUUGCUGAAACAGGAGUCACUUUAUUUCUUAAUUCUUGCUUUCGAUGGAAACGCAUCACUGUUUGACUGGCUUAAAAAUAAAUUGUGAAAGACUAAACGGAUCUGCGUGCUUUUGCUAAAGUUGAACAUGAAGAAGAAAUAUUUUUCUCAUAUUCAUUGCACAUUUUAUUCUAUAUAUUUGGUGAAACCUUGUACAGUAUUAAAAUCUUAAAACAAUGAAAUACAUUCUUGUCAGUAAUCCUGGAGUGUUUUUAUUUUAGAACAAUACUUCCUUUCUCUGGAACAUAUAAUGGCUCUUGGAGCAAAAUGGUCAGCUGCAAUAUAUUUUAGGUUCUGCCCAUUAAUUGCUAAGCUCAUUAUGUUUCCAGUUGUGGUGUAACCUUGCUGUUAUAGCCUCUGGAAAAUACACAUCCUCAGAUACACACACAAACACACACACAGAGUCAGGACAGCUUUUGUUCUGAGCAGUGUGGAGGACUAAUGAGACACGCAGUGAGCCUGAGGCAUGUGCACACAAACAUCCACCCACACAUACUCAUCUACAGAGGCCUUACGUGCACACCCAGCAUGAAAUUCAGCAAGGUCUCAGGAUCAG